Paramecium pentaurelia is the source of this 2168-nucleotide messenger RNA. NCBI's taxonomy places the organism in Eukaryota, Ciliophora, Oligohymenophorea, Peniculida, Parameciidae. The record is from the annotation of a GenBank genome assembly.
AUGUCUAAGUUUAAAGAUAAACCUACAUCUUCUCAAAUAGGUUGUGGUUGUUUAGGUAGUUCCAAAUAAAAAACUAUGUAUAAUAUAUAUUUCAUUUUAGGAUGAAGUUCUCCCAUAUUGAGAUAGAUGAAGAGAUUGUAUCUGCAUCAAUUAUAAUGGAAAUGAUAUACAGAGGCUAGAAUGCUGAAUUAGCAUUAUCUCGCUGUAGACUCAAUCCAAAUUUAGUCUUACUUUAAUUUAGAGAUGACUUAGAGUACUUUAUACCAUAGCUAAUUAACCAUAUUAUAUACAAAUAGCUUGAAUAUGUGCUUAAUUUUAUUCUAAAAGCAGCAGAAGUAGAUUUCUUCUUUGCUCAUACAUUCUUUUUUGCCUGGAGAUCUAUAGUAAAUGAUAACAAUCCAGAAAUUGAAAAUUAUUUAAGGCUCUUUUUAUCAACUUUAGAUAGAGUAUAUAAAAAGACUCUGUUAAUUGCUGCUUGUCUUGAGAAUCAUCAAUUUAAUGAUGGCAUAGAACAACAAGUUUCUAAAGGUGUUCCUAUUGUACAAUAGGUGAAUAAGUUACCUGACAGAAUUCAAGCAUAUGGCACCUUAUUUUACUCUAAUCAUGUGUUUAAUGAUACCCUGCAAUUAGCAAAUUAUGAAUCAAUUUUCAGAUAAGCUAAACCAUCAGGAUUUUGUUCAACUAUUGAUUUUUGGGAUGACAUCAUAUAUAUUUCCUAAAAGUAUUUAACUUAUUAAGGCUCAUAGUUUGCAUUUGGCAGACCCAAAAUUAAUAUCUCUUAAAGCAGAUAUCCAAAAAAUCAACAGAGGUUUACCAUCUGCAGUUUAUAUUCCUUUUUAAGGAGUUAGAAAUUAUGUUGUACUUAAUAUAGUUGUUGAUGAAUGCAGAGUAUUUUCAACUAAAUGUAGAUCUCCAUUUUAUUUAUGUUUCGAAAUAUACAGACCUGAAGAAGAAGCUGAAUUAAUUCCUAAUCCACUUAGAAAUAGUCGUUUGUCUAUUCCAAAAACAGUUGGAAAAAUGGAUAAUAAAAAUAAUAGUGAAAAUAAUGAAACAUAAGAUUGUACAAGAAAUAGACCAACUUACCUUUGUAAAAUUGUUGAAGCUGAAGAAGAUGCAGAAGAAGGUAAGGAAGAUUUAACUCAAUUCAGUAAUAUAUUACGGGAUAAUGAUGUUACGCAUUCAUAUUAUGAAGAUUUAAAUAAUUUAGUAUCAAUUUAAAAUGUUAAAGGGUUAUAAUAAUAAUUAAAGAAAAUGACUAAGAAAGAAUUAACUGAUUCUAUUUAUGGUUGUGAUAAUUAAGAUAAAAUUAAGAAUAACUCUCCUUUUCGAAAUUUCAAAACAUGGAAAUUAGUACAUCUUAUUGUUAAAUCUGGAGAUGACUUAAGAUAAGAACAAUUUGCUAUGCAAUUAAUAUCAACAUUUGAUUAGAUUUUCAAAAUUGAGUAAUUAAAAUUACAAUUAACAACUUACGAAGUUAUUUCUUUAGGACCUGGUUAUGGUUUAAUAGAAGUUGUUAGAGAUGCUCUAUCCAUAGAUUCUAUUAAAAAAAAGCUUAAUGAUAUCUUACAAAUAAAGUGUUUGAGUCAUUAUUUUAAGUAUUUAAUUUUUUAAAUUAGAUUGAACUCAUCUCAGGCCAUGAUAUCCAAUUUCUUAAACAGUUUAGUUGCAUAUAGCUUAGUCUGUUAUUUUUUAUAAAUUAAAGAUAGACAUAAUGGAAAUAUUUUAUUACAUAGAGAUGGUAAUAUUGUACAUAUAGAUUUUGGAUUUUUCUUAUCUAGUGCUCCUAAAGGUAACUUAGAAAAAGAAGUGCCCUUUAAAUUAACAGAGGAAUAUGUAGAAAUAUUGGGUGGAUAUGAUUCUAAUUUGUUUAAGAGAUUUAGAAAAAUGUUCUUUGAAGGUUUUAAGGCUAUUAGAAGACAUAAAGAUAAGAUUAUAUUGUUAGUGAAAAUGAUGGAGAAUUCCAGUUUAAAUUGUUUUAAAGAAAAUACUUUAUUAAAUUUGGAGAGGAGAUUCUUAGAAGAUGAUUUAUCUGAUACUUAAUUGUAUGUGCAAUGUUAAAAGUAUAUAUUUAUAUUAAUUAUAAUAGAUUAAUAGAUUUGAGUAGAGGUAAUUGGAGGGCUAAUUGGUAUGACAAAUAUUAAUACUAUUUUUAAGGAAUUAUGUAUUGA